UCAUUGUGGUAUGUCUCAUCAUCACUUGUCUUAUUUAUCUGAGUUCACUUAGAAGCAGAAACUAGCUGCAUUAACAAUCUGUUUAAUGCCAUUCUGAAUGAAAUUAUUGAACAUAACACUCUGGAAAUCAAUAAAUUGUUCAUUAGUGUAUUGGUGGGUACAAGAUAAUUAGCAGGUACCAAAACUGUUUCAUGAUUUGUAAUUAAAACUGCUAUUUUUUGUUGCUAGUACUAUUAUUUUAUGUUAGUUUUAUGAAUGGAAAAUCCUUUAAGUUUUCCUAUCUGUACAAAGUGUAUUAAUUAUAUUUUUCCUCCCUUAGAAUGUAGGAAAAGGGUCAUUGUGGUGUAUUGACCCUGAGUUCCGUCCUAAUCUUAUACAGGCCUUACAAAAAGCUCCUAGCAUGGCAAAUGUGGAAUUCAGUCAUUUUUCUUGUAUGUCACCUUCUUAUUGUCAGAAUGGAAAAUUAGAAAGUGAUGUCAAGCCAUGUCUUUUAGUUUCCUCUCAGCAAGCUUUACAGAUUCCUUCUCCUGAGCUUUUUCCAUAUCUCUCUCGGCGCCUUGCAAACAGUAUAAAAGAUCCGGAAGUUGAUGCUGCAGCCACAAUGCUCACUUUGAAAAAUGGUCCAAGUGUCACAGUUCAGCAUGUCAGUGAAGAUUCUGAGAGUGAUAUCAUUCAAUGCAAUCAUAGGUUUCUUCGUAAAAGAUUCCGCCUUAAGCAAGGACCUCAACAUUGUGGUGCAAAGAGGAGUAAAACUUGCAAACCUGUUAUAACUAACAGCCCUAGUGAAGACCACACCUAUAGUGCCUGCCUGGAUCAACAAGACUGUUGCCCUAGUAUUAAUCCUGCAUCUGAUGAAGAUGGACAGCAUUGGUCUGAUGACAGUAAAAAUACCAUUGAAGAAAUCUGCCGUUCAAAUGAUGCUAACAUUUCUUCGAAACAGGGAAUAUUCUCCCGAAAAAAUGAAGAAGAAGAAGGAGCUCAUGCUCUAAUGAAUUUGGCUGAGAUAGCAUCAAAGAGAUUGUUACGUAAAGUAAACAUCAAGGGUUCGUGAGUAAAAUGUUUUGCAAAUCAUACAUUGGUUCAGUACAAUCAUCUUGAAGAUAUUCCUUGAGAAUAAUUGCUUGAGAUUAAAAGUUUACAUGUUUGUUUCUGUGUGUGUCUUGUAUUUUCUGUCAUUAGCUUCGUUAAAAAUGCCAGUUUGCAGAGUUAAUGUACAGAAAUCUUUUGAUGAGCAUUUAUUGAAUAUUUGAAUAACUUUCAUUCAUAGUUAAUUUAUUGUGAAAUGAAAGGAAAAGCUUUCUGAUUCUUGUUUUAUUAUAUGUAAUUUUUGUAGUAUAGUUUAAUAGCUUGAUAUUUUUAAUACUUUAUGUGCAUAUCAUUGCAUUCAAAUUGAGAGAAAUUGUAUUUGAUCUUCUUAAAUACUGUGCUCAUUUGAUAGCUCAAUUGUUGGGGCAAAGUAUUUUAUUAACAGAAUGAAAAUUGCAUUAUUUGUAUGCUGAUUCAUUUUACUAAAGCCUCUAUUUGAUUAUGAAGUGAAAAUUUUACUUGUUGUUUACUGGUUAAAAUGUAUCUAAAUGAUACAUAAAAAAAAAAUUGAGUGCCUAUUGAUGCAAUAAACUAAUGAUUUACAUGUGCACCUACAAAAUACAGAUGCAUUAUGUUUUGGUGCAUAAUUUAUUAACCUUGCAAAAUGGCUACUUAUGGUUGUUUAUGUUUCUUACUUUAAAUAUAAAGAAGCCUGUUUGUGUUUUGAUUGAAAUUUUCUUUUAUUUGACUCUUUUCAUUUUGAAAUGCCUAUAAAUUUAGGGAAAAUAUAUAUUAAGUGGUUUAUUGAAUACUUUUUAUUCUUGUAUGAAUAUAUGUGUUUAAUACUUUUUAUAAUUAGGGGCAUAUCAUGAUUUAGGCAGCUGCCUAAAUGUUUUUUCUCUAAAUAUAAUUUAUUGUGAUUAAAGUAACUGAAACUAGAUUUGAUUUUGUAAGCAUUGGAACAAUUUAUAUAUUUUUUUUUCCUAAGCAUAUCAUGCUUGUUUACAUAAUUUAACCUCCUCCCUGCUAAAUUAUAAUGUAUUUAUUAUUUAACCUCCUCCCUGCUAAAUUAUAAUGUGUAGAAUGUGUUUGAUAUUUCUGAAUGUAUGAACAUUCAUUGAUGAUAAAUUAAUUGAGAUAUUUAAAAAGUCAUGCUGUCAAAAAAGUACUUAGUAAUGAAAAUAAAAGUACUUUGAAAGGCACAAAUAUGCUUUCUAAAUAUGAUGAAUGUUAUCUUCAGUUUUAAAGAAUAUACUAUUAUAUUUAGAUAGCUGUUGUCAAUGCUUAUAUUACAUAUUUCAAAAUUAUGUAACAAAAUUUCUUUGUGUCUUAAAUACAAUUUUGAUUUUGAGCUUACUAUUAUAUUUUUUAUAAUUGAACUGUAGGAAAGUCUCUUAAUGAUGAAAUUUUACCUGUGACUAUAUAUAAUAAGCAAUAAUAUAAUUAUAUUUCUUUAAGUAAUCUGGUGUGGUAAAGCUUUAUAAUAAAAUUUUAAUAGUUACAUACAACGUAAUGAUAUGCCUCAAAUAAAUUCUUUGCUUCAUUUUAGUGUUUUGUAUGUUCUGUAGUAUGUAGUGUAUAUAUCUGUUUCCCCCUAGAGCUCAAAGUUGUUGAUAGGAGGAGUGACAUUUGAAUCUCAAAUCAGUUUUAAUUGACUUUAAUGAUUAAGUUUAUUUAUUUUUUAGUUAAAUAUCAUAUUACCAAUGUCUUCCAUAAUUGAACUCUUGUAAAAGAAAUCUAAAUUCUGAGAUCAGUGUAUGUUUUUUUUAAAAAUUGUUUCCUGAAUGUGAGUAUAGUGAAAUACAUGAAUCAUUAUACUUAAAAGGAAACUGCAACUAUGUAGCAUUUCUGAAAAAUGUAUAUUUUGUUGAAAAUUAUUUGCUCAUUUUAAGUUUGGUUUUAUUGAAGCUUGUAUUGUUAAAACUUUUUUUUAAUUCUAUAUCUUGUUGUUGUUUCCACUGUAAUGUUAGUUAUGAAUAUUACAGAUUUCUCAUGCCAAAAAUAUUGUUUCAAUAAUACUAAACAUGAUACUGUGAAUUAUAUUAAAAAUAUAGGGGUAUUUUAUUGUUUUCAGUUUAAUGUUUAUAGUAUUAUUAGUGAAUAAAGUAACAGUUUUAAAGAUAAAUUUCUUUGAAGAUAAAAUGAUAUAAUUUUUUAAAAUUUUUAAUCCACCAUAGGUAGCACUAGCUUUCUUUCGCUGUAACUUAAAAUGUUGCUGAAUUUUGUUUAAAUAUAUUUAUUUGUGUUUUUAGUAAUAGCUGAAAUUAUUUUUUUUGACUGAAUAAAAUUAUAAUUAUACAUUUAAAAAAAUCGAUAAACUAUUGUAACUGAAUGUUUAAUUAUUGAUCCCUAAAACAUUAGUCUGUGAUCAGUAUAAAAAUUGGGUAAACGUUUCUUAACAAUUUUUGCUGAAUGAUUUAAUAUUUAUCUGGUUAAAAUCAGUUAAUAAAUAGAAUGUGUAUUUUUAUGUGAUUAAUAUAGUUUGGCAAAGGAAGAAUUUUUCAAAUGUGUUUAAGCUGAUGACUUUCUGAUUGUGUGAUAAUUUAAUAAUUCUUUUUCAGCCUUAGUUAGACGUUGAAUGUGAUUAAAUAUAAUGUACAAAUUAUGAUGAAAUACUCCAUUUUUUUACUUUAAAUUUUAUUUAGAGUGUUAAUAAUAUAAAUAAAAACAUUACAUAUUUUUAUGUGUGUGCUUUUAUUAUUUGUAAUAAUAUUCUUGUGUUUAAUUUUGAUUUCCUGUAUUGUUACAUACAUGUAUUUUCUGUAAUACUGACUGAAUGUUGUUUCUGACUGAGAUCAUAAAUCAUGUAAUCCAAGUAUAUAAUUCAGUAGUGACCCUCAUAUCUGUGGAUAUACUUUUAAGAAAACUGGAUAAAGCAAACAUUAUAUAAAGUAGGAUGUUUCUAUAAAAUUCAUAAAUGCAGUGAUAUUGAUAAAUUUUGCAUUGUAAUAUGCAGUCAACAUUAAAUAAAUUAAUGUAUAUUAUACAUUAAGUUAUGUUACAUACUUUUCUACCAAAUAAUAUAAUGCAAAACACACUGUGUACUACAGUUAAUUUUCUAAUGCUUGGUUUCUUUAAAAAUAAGGGAUCAUAAUUCAUAAAAGAUUUGUGAGGGAUAAAAAUAUUCAGUUCAAGGAAUGGUAGAAAUUAAAAUAUCAUCGUUUUUUCUAACAAAGCAAUCUAAUAACUAAUUUAAUUCAUUUGUUUCUGAUUAGAAUAGGGAGAAUGCUAGACAUUAGAGACAGAUUUAACAGAGAAGUAGGGAUAUAAAAAUUAAGAAAUACGAGUUGAAUACUGUGAUCACUUACAAUCAUGAUCUCUUGGCAGUAUAUUUAUCAUAAUUAAGAAGGAAAUCUGCAGAGAAAUGCAGAGACCUAAAAAGAGACUAGCAAGGUGAGAACGUGCAAAAGAUCUGGAGUGACAAUUUUCAUUUUCUAUUCUGAAACGAGCAUCCAAAUUAUUAUUAUCAGAAAUUGCAUGCUUGAACUACUAUAUUUUGCCAUAUUAUAGCCUGUCAUGCAUUUUGGAAUUUAAACCAGUAUUUUUAGGGUUAAGUUACUGUAACCACAGAUAUUGGGGUACAACUUACGUUUUACAAAUUCAAAGGUACAGAAGAAUGGAAAUGUAUCUGAACAAAUACUUUUUAAUAUAAGUUAGUAUUCUUGUUCAUUUUAAUAACUGUAGCUUUAAAGAGCAAACUUCUGAUUCAAAUGUAACCUGCAGUGUGUAGAAAGUGCAAAGUUGUGUCAUUUUAUACUCUUUAUGAGCAAAUCACGCAUUGACAUGAAAUAGCAUUUUUUACUGUUUGUAACAUAAUACCUGUAUGCUAGCUGUGAUAUCUAUUUCUGAAUUAUUAGUGCUGAAUCCUAUGCAACAAAAAACUUUUCAGCACAUCUCUUUUCAUCUAACUUUAUAAGUUUAUUAAUCUUAUUUUAUGUAAAGAAACUUCUAAUUUAUAUUUUAUUCUGAAACAUUUCUAUCUGAAAUGUUUUUCCCUACCUCAGUAUAGUUCUGCAGUUUUCGUAGCUUUUCAGCAUUAAAUAUUAUUAUGAUGUCAGAAAAAAAAUCUUGCAUAGCAAAUUUUACACUGAUUUCAGAAUGUUUAAAAUUAUUAUUAUUAUUUUUUCUCUUUCAAUCAGGUAUCUCAAAUGUCUCUUGCAUUAUGUUGACAAACUAGUUGAUACUAGUUUCAUAUUCAUGUAAUUUGUAUUCAGUGAUGUAAUAAUAUAUAUUAUUAUACAAAAUGUCAUAUUCUAACACAAAUUGCCAAAAGAAGAAAGAAAAAAAAGUGACAGCAUAGGAAAUUAAAAUGUUAUUUUUAGCCACAUUUUAAUGUGUCUUUCAAAUUGCUGCUGUGAUUUGUUUAUCAUUGUUGCAAAAGUUGUUGGGAUGUUUCUUAAUAUCUUAUUAUUUCUCAGUGUCAAAAGAUUGUUACAAAAUAUUUGUAUUUUGAAUAGCAACUUGCAUGCUAUGGUUUUAUUCUUAUUUUUAAAUGACAUUCAUUAUUAAGAUUGUAUAUUUUCCAAACUCAUUUCAUUAAAAAAAAUAGAGGAAAGAGAAACACAGUAUGAAUGGUGAAAUCAUGAGUGGUAGCACAGGCCCAAACCCAAUAGUUUAUAAACAUAUAUAUAUGGAGAGAGAUGUCUCAUUUAUAGUUAUUUUCAAUAUAUUAUUUCUUUCCUCAAGUGAAUUGCUUGGUUUGAAUGUGAAACAGUUUUAUGAAUUUUAAUUAUCAAACUAUUAUAGUUAAAAAACUUACUUACGUAAAGUUGUGGUUAAUAGUGCUCAGUUUCAUAAAAUUUCUAUAAUUAUUUCAUUCUUAUGAAUACAAAAAUUAUUUUAAGUUGCCUUCUCCCAUUAUAGUUUUCAUAUUCACAGUAGGUUAGAAAUGCAUACUUUUUUAUAAAUGGUGGAAAAAGUAAUUUUUUUUUUCUGUAACUGAUAUGUAUACAUUUUAACGUACAUUUAUUAUAUGCAGUCAUGCAGAGAUACGUGAGAUUUCUGAUUGAAAUAUUUACCUUUUGUGUUGAUAUCUUGUUGUAAAUAAAAUGUUUAAAAAAUUGUCUUUAAAAUGGUUAUUCAAAUUGCUCAGUGAAUUAAAUUAUUAAUAUUUUCAUUGUAAAAUUAAUAACAUUUUCUAAAAAUUUUAUUAAGCAUUCUUUUUCUUGUUAUUUCAGUGUUUUAUUUUUUAUAGGAAUUAAAUUAUUUCCUUAUUCUAAGCAAUAAAAACUCAAGUAAGAUAUUUUCCUAUGUAUAUCUUAUGAUACUUGCCAAAUAUGCAAAGUUAUUGUUUUUCGAAGAAGUUAUAUAAAAAUGUGUAAAAAGUGUCAUUUUCUGUGAUGUACUGUGUGUUUUGAUUUCUUGUAAUCUACUUUUAGGUCAUUAAUCUAGCUUUCUGUUUUACAGAUUUAUUAUUUUUUAAUAUUACUACAUUAUUGCUUUUUUCUAUAAUUGCUAUAAAUGUAUACCAUGACUAUUUUAUAUUAGUUUCUAGAUUUCUGUAGCAGUGUUUUUGAUUAGCUGUCUUUAUAUAGAAAUUAAUGCACAUUAUUUUUCAAAAAUCAUAAAAUAUUUCUAAAAUGAUAAAUUUGAUCAUAAUUUUAGAAUAAAAGUAUGAUAAUUAUAUUAAUAUGCUAAAAAGAUUUUAAUUUGAA
Messenger RNA from Stegodyphus dumicola, 6680 nucleotides. RefSeq names its product forkhead box protein N3-like. Gene Ontology annotation, biological process: regulation of DNA-templated transcription. Gene Ontology annotation, cellular component: nucleus. Gene Ontology annotation, molecular function: DNA-binding transcription factor activity; cis-regulatory region sequence-specific DNA binding. NCBI's taxonomy places the organism in Eukaryota, Metazoa, Arthropoda, Arachnida, Araneae, Eresidae. The record is from RefSeq and is a predicted model, not a curated record.